Molecule: messenger RNA, 15702 nt
Organism: Toxorhynchites rutilus septentrionalis
Lineage: Eukaryota; Metazoa; Arthropoda; Insecta; Diptera; Culicidae
Product: receptor-type guanylate cyclase Gyc76C-like
Exons: 14
Coding region: 2148-6692 (1514 amino acids)
Biological process (GO): protein phosphorylation; receptor guanylyl cyclase signaling pathway; intracellular signal transduction
Molecular function (GO): protein kinase activity; ATP binding; guanylate cyclase activity
Source: RefSeq, a predicted model, not a curated record
UCGAUACGAGGCGAACGCGUUUUGAGGAGCCAUCCCUUAUCCGGAAGUGGUCGUUUUGGGUGUUUGUGGUGUGUACUAAUCCUGUUGAUGUUCAUUCUCCACAAAACUGCGAUUACAUUUGCUGUAAGAACAAAUCGUGUGGAGGAGUGUGUGAGGCAGACCCAAAAGUGAGCGGAGAAAGAAAGAAGCCAUGUGUGUGAUGUGCUGAGGAAAACGAUGAUAAAAGUGUUUAAACUUGGCGAGGCAAAUAGCAGUGUACCAAAAGCUUAAGUUAUCAGUGUCUAUCCUGGGGUUAGCGCAAACGAAAAACGAGAGCAGUUGAGAGAGCAAAAUGAUCGUUAUUUUUAAUCAGUUGAAUAAACAAUUCCGUCUGUUUAGAGAAUAAUAACAACAGAUCAUCCAAAACUAUCAUCUCAAGUGUCUGUGUUGGUGCGAAUCAGUGCGAUAUGAGAUUAUAGACGUUGAUCAGAUCAACUACAAUACAGUGUCGAGCUUCAGAGGAAUAACAAUUACGCUGCUCCAAUCUGGAAAUAUUGAGUUAAAGUUAUUGACUGUUAGUAAAUAAAGCUAUUAACAAGACAGUGAUAUACAGUUCAAUUAACUUUCCGACACAGGACUCGACUUGAUCGUCGUUUUAGAAGUGCUACAUAAAUCACCACCCAAUUGAUACAAAACUACUGGAAAAUAUUUCCCACACGCUCGCAUCUUUACUUGUUCUCUGACAGUCCGGUUGUCGCUCGCUGCCUGUCUGCCUCCCCCUGUUCUGCUGCAGAGGACGAGGGAAACAAUCGGAGCCGCUUGAGUGUGCAGCAAACAGAGUACACGCCAAUACGAGAAGAGGACUGCUGCAAAAUCCGCGACCAGCAAGUAACAAGCUAAAUCUGCGCCUAACAGACAUCACCGAAGAACGGUUCGCAAAUCGGUUUGAAGAGAUAGAAGUGAAGCUGGAUGGGCCAGAAGAUUCGUGGUUCGUGCCUGCAAGUGCUAUUCAGGAGGAAGCGUUGAAAUUUAAUCAUUCGGAUAGGUGAGAUACGUUGGAUUUAGGGUGGUGCUAUCGCUCGAAGUGGUGCCCCUAUUAGGGAGACAUUGUGCUACGCAAUAUAUCGGAGGAGAAAAUCGGUUUCGGUUUUGCUGGAAAGGGAAGAUUAUAUACUUGAAAUAAGCGGCGACAUACACAAACACACACACGGUGUUAAUUUAACUAAUUCUCGUUCCGCGAAAAAGAAGUCACACAGCUUCACGGGUGGGUUCAGGUUUCAGGCGAACUUGUUCGAUGACUUUGCCCCGACAUUGCCCUGUAUAGUAUAGUAAUGUAAUGUAGUGGAAGAAAUCGCCCCGUCGUUCGACAGUUCGUUCGCGCGUUGUGAUACAUGCAAAAUCCCCAAGUGGAGGAAGUGAGUGUGAAGUGAAGAAGAAUCUCUCCGGUUGUUAAUACACGGGCUGUUGCGGAAAAGAAGAGCAGAAGUGCAAUCGUUGUGAAUGAAAACAAAUAAUCCACCGAAAGUCCGAUUAAGUGGACACGGCCGCGCGCGCACACAUUCGGAGGAUAUUCUCUGGCUGAGAGGGUGUUGUUUUUGCUUGUCUUCUCAAAAAUACUUGUUUAAUUUUAUGACGCGAGAGAAAAUAAACUCUAUGUAAAAAUAGUGCGUCUCAGAGGCAAACCGAAGCAAACAAGUAUAUUGUUGUUGUUGCAGUGGAGAGUGUUGAAAACGAGAUAGCGGCGUUUGGAGGAAAGCCACACACAUGAUUGGUGGGGUGUCGUGGUCUCUUUGGUGCAUCUGCAUGAGAGGAAGUGUUUAAUUAUCGAUAUCUGAUCUGAUAACAGGUUCGGAGGAAAACGGAUUUUGUCAGCAGGUUCACUAAUCCAGGUGAUCUUAACAUCGUAACGGAGUCACAACUUGUUUGCAACGGGGAAGUGGAAUUCAUCGUUGUGUGAAGAUUAAAAGGAGCUGCUGCUGUAUGCCAGUGCUUCCAUUUUGAGGCAGUGUUUUUUGUGUUUCGGUAAAUUUUUCCCUUCCUGUUGUAUCGGCUUAAACUGGUUGCUGUGUUCAACAAAAGGCGAGCCAUUUCAACUCUGUUGGCUUAAAUCACAUGCAGGUGUUUACCAUCGCGUGGAGUCGCGCCGAUCGGCCCCGCUCUAAGGGGCCAUGACGCGUUGGCCCGUUCUACUGCUCUUACUGCUCUCGGUGGUGUUUGCCAGCGCCCCGAACGCCGAUGGAACGUUCCAACCGCCUGCGGCCGCCGGUUCGUCGACUCUGGCGCAGUCGCUACCGCCGGCUUCGUCGGCAUCAGCCCUACCGUCGUCCUCCCUGCAGCACCAGCUCCAGCAGGCUCAAGUGCUGCACUCGAACGCGCCGGGAGCAGCCUUUGUGCCGAAACUAACAACGAGUUCGCAUCAUCAGAAGUUCAGGAAUAAUCGGACCCAAUUGGUGCUCGGGUACCUGACUGCACUCAAGGGCAAUAUGAAGGACAAACAGGGUCUGACAAUUUCCGGUGCGUUGACCAUCGCUCUGGAGGAGAUCAACGACGAUCCGGAUUUGCUGCCGAACGUAACGCUAGCGUUGAGGUGGUAUGACACCAGGGGUGAAACAGUGAUUGCUACCCGUGCUAUCACGGAGAUGAUCUGCGACGGAGUGGCAGCCAUUUUCGGACCCGAGGGAACCUGUAAGACUGAAGCCAUCGUGUCUCAGAGUCGAGACAUACCAAUGAUCUCCUAUAAAUGUUCUGAGCUACAUCGAAAAAUACCAAUUCCAACGUUUGCCCGAACUGAACCACCAGACACGCAGGUAACGAAAUCGAUCAUCUCGCUGCUGAUGUAUUACGGUUGGAAGAAGUUCUCCAUCAUCCACGAGGAGAUGUGGAAGAACGUUGCGGUUUCGCUGGGAAACCAGGCGCUGCUCAACAAUCUGACCGUUAACCACGUGGAGGAGGUUAUCGACAACCACAAGUGCUGCGAAAAUAGUCUGGAUUGUUGUCGUAGUGGAUAUUGGUAUACGAUUAUUCAAAACACAAUGAACCGGACACGAAUCUAUGUGUUUCUGGGGAAUCCAAAUGCACUCGUUGACAUGAUGACCCAGAUGGAUGCAAUGCAGCUGUUUGCCAAGGGUGAAUACCUGGUGAUAUUCGUUGACAUGAUGACGUACUCACUGAAGGAAUCGAAGAAAUAUCUCUGGCGUGCGGACCGCGUUUCCCAUUACAAAAACUGCAACGAGAUGGAUCAGUUUCUGCUGCGAGGCCGCAGUCUGCUGGUGGUUGUGGCAUCCGAACCGCAGCCGGAGUUCGAACAGUUCACAACCAAAGUUCGAGAGUACAAUCAGAAGGAGCCAUUUUCAUUCAAAAUGCCCACUCUAUUUUUGCCGUACGCAAAGUAUGUGUCGAUUUAUGCAGCCUAUUUGUACGACUCGGUGAAACUUUACGCCUGGGCAUUGGAUAAGCUGCUGAAGGCGGAACAGACCAUUCGACCGCUGACGAGUGAUGUGAUACAGGAGGUGGCCAGCAACGGGACACGUAUCAUCGAAACCAUCAUUCAAAAUCGAACCUAUAAAAGUAUAGCUGGUGCGAUGAUACGAAUCGACGAGUUUGGCGACUCGGAGGGUAACUUUUCGGUGCUAGCCCUCAAGAACGAUCCGUACACGGAGGGAAAUUUUUCCUGCGAUUACCAAAUGAAGCCGGUCGCGCAUUUUCAGAUGCGUCAGUUGCAGCACCGAAACGAUUCCGAUCAGAAACGAAACGAUGAAAUUCCAGAAUUCAAACUAUCGAAAGCUGGCAUAACCAUUGACUGGGCGGGAUUGGAACGGCCAAUGGAUGAGCCUUCUUGUGGCUUCAUGAAUGAGCAUUGCACGAAGGACGAAUCGCACAUCACAUCGAUGGUGAUAGCGGGCGUCCUCGCGUUGGUUCUAUUCUGUGCCGGCGUCAUCACGAUGAGCAUCUACCGCAAGUGGAAAAUCGAACUUGAAAUCGAGGGUCUGCUGUGGAAAAUCGAUCCGAUUGAAAUUAGACAUUAUUUCAAUACGGAAAUCGUGUCGUCACCGAGCAAGCUCAGUUUGGCCAGCGCCCAAUCGUUUGGAUCGCGCUGUUCGAAUCAGGUGUUCACCCAAACCACUCGCUUCCGGGGCGUCGUGGUGCGCAUCAAGGAGUUGAAGUUCUCCCGGCGUAAGGACAUCUCGCGGGAGAUAAUGAAGGAGAUGCGACUGCUGCGAGAACUGCGGCACGAUAAUAUCAAUAGCUUCAUCGGGGCGUGCGUCGAGCCGAUGAGGAUAUUACUAGUCACUGAUUAUUGUGCCAAGGGUAGUCUGUACGAUAUCGUCGAGAACGAGGAUAUCAAGCUAGAUGAUUUAUUUAUUGCAUCGUUAGUACACGAUUUAAUUAAGGCAAUGAUAUACAUUCAUAGUUCAGCUUUAAACUAUCACGGAAAUCUGAAGUCAUCCAACUGCGUUGUCACGUCCCGCUGGAUGUUACAGGUGACGGACUUUGGGUUGCACGACCUGCGCCACUGUGCCGAGAAUGAGUCGAUUGGGGAGCAUCAGCAUUUCAGAAGUAAGGGAAACUUAGGAUCUGUUUAUUCAUGCACUAAUUCAUGUUCUGUUGUAAUUCCCUUAGAUUUAUUUUGGAAAUCACCCGAACUGUUGCGGGAGCCGCACAUCUACGGUACCCAGAAAGGGGACGUGUACGCGUUCGCCAUCAUCCUGUUCGAGAUCAUUGGUCGCAGAGGUCCGUUCGGCACCGACCUGGAGCCAAUAAAAAUUGUAGAACUAGUUAAGUCACAUCCUGAAGCGGGGAGAGAACCGUUUCGGCCGGAUAUCGAUAGUGUGAUAGAAAACGAAAACGUUCCUGAUUACGUAAUCAAUUGCAUCAAGGACUGUUGGGAUGAGAUUCCCGAACAGAGGCCCGACUUUCCCUCCAUAAGCUCUCGACUUAAACGCAUGCGCGGUGGAAAGUCUAAGAACAUCAUGGACCAAAUGAUGGAAAUGAUGGAGAAGUAUGCCAAUAAUCUCGAGGAAAUAGUCCAGGAUCGUACGAGACUGUUGUGCGAGGAGAAGCGAAAAACGGAGGAUUUACUGCACCGGAUGCUUCCCCAACCGGUUGCCGAGAAGUUAACGAUGGGUCUGGGUGUGGAACCUGUGUCGUAUGAUGCGGUAACGAUUUACUUCAGUGAUAUUGUUGGUUUUACAGCAAUGUCAGCUGAAAGCACACCACUGCAAGUAGUUAAUUUUCUCAACGAUCUGUAUACAGUGUUCGACAGAAUUAUCAAAGGAUACGACGUGUACAAAGUGGAAACAAUCGGUGACGCGUAUAUGGUGGUUUCCGGUCUACCCAUCCCCAAUGAUAAUCGUCAUGUCGGAGAGAUUGCUUCGAUGUCUUUAGAAUUGCUACAAGCAGUGAGAACCCACCGCAUUUCACAUCGUCCGAACGAAACGCUUAAAUUACGAAUCGGCAUCCACACUGGGCCCGUUGUGGCCGGUGUUGUGGGACUUACCAUGCCUCGGUACUGCUUGUUUGGUGAUACGGUUAACACAGCUUCCCGGAUGGAAUCUAAUGGAGAGGCACUGAAGAUUCACAUAUCACCUCAAUGUAAGGCUGCACUGGAUGAACUGGGUGGUUAUGUGACGGUCGAACGAGGGCUAAUCGCGAUGAAGGGGAAGGGUGAAGUGAUGACGUAUUGGUUAGAAGAAGCCACCGAGAAAGCCAUUCAGAAGAAACCUGUCGAUGUACGAGAUCUACCUCCACCGUUAUUCUGUAGGCCCAGGCGAUCGCCAAAGUUAACUUAUGACUCGCGGCAACCGAGCAUGACUGCGAUUGCAAAUUAUAUCGUCGGAAGCCGACGCCAGUCCAGUGCACUCAAAGAUCUCGAAAGCAAUUACAGUCUGCAGGGUUCGAUGUUUGGGCCAUCGAUACGUGAUUCGCCACGUAUCAACCAGCGAAGGUUAGAGCAAAUUCCACUACGUGCAAAUGCCGACUCCCAAAGUACUUUAGAACCGCGAAAUGCAAUAGAUAAAACCGAAUCUAGUGAUAGUCUAGUGAAGAAAGUCAUCUUUAACAAUAGCAGUAAGAAAUUUAGGAAUAAGCUUCGUUCGAUUGCAUCUACGGAUGAUUACCGUAAGAUCUGUAAUUCGGGUAGUUUCCUGCGGGAAAGUCGAUCGCUGGAUCCGUUCCCGAGUGAUGUCCGCAAGCGGUUGGAAAGUAUUAGAAUGGAGAAAAAACCUCGCAUCGCCCACGGGGGCUCCCAUUCGCUCGAGGCGGGCGUUUCUACCAUCAGCAGCGAAUCCAUCCAGCCCGAUCCCUCGACAAAGAUGGUUAUUUCGACAGUGCACGAGGACAGCAGCUCGACGGACGUGUACAAAUAUCUCAACAACAACUGCAAUGGUUCGAUCGGGAACAACGAAGAAUCGCAGCACUGCCCGCUGUUGAUGCGUCAAACCUCUCUGGUGACGCCCGGCCAGGAGGACAGCCUGAGUACACACAAACGGUGGUAUUCUCUGGAGAAUGUUGGAGCACCAGAUGAUGACAGCUGUAGCAAAAAAUCUCUGACGCGCAGCUCAAUCAAAUCGUGGCUGGUGGGAUUCAUCCACGGCAACGGGUUCAAGACGAGUGAUUCUAGUUUGCGCAAAGUUGGAGUCCUUCCGGUUGGUGUUGCCGGUGUGACGGGUUUCGGCGAGUUGCAGUCUACGCCGGAAAAGGAAAGCAUGGUCUGAUGUUGCAGGUACCCAUCAGGUACUACAAUGUAAAUAGUGGGCGUUUGUAUGUGUGUCUCCGUAUGUAUUUUGUAUCAUAGCUAGACAAUUUUUAUAUGUACUUGACGAGAUCGCAAUGGUGAAGUGCAGAAUCAGUGUAAUGUAGUUUUCGGUUCUCCUGCUACUCUAAAGUACUGCAAAUUGUAUUCUAUUUUUCAGUUAUCAAGUUUAUUUAUGAAAUGAACAGAAAAAUGUGGGAAUUUUGUGACGUCAGCUGUAACAUGAUGAAAUAGUUCGAAUAGGCACUUAUAAUAUCAGAUUUUUAUAUUUUUUUUUCGUUGCUAACAAAGACUUUAAUUCUUUGGAUUCAUUCGUCUCCGUGAUGUGAGAGAAAUACGUUCAACGGUAUAUGGCCUGUGAUUUUAAAAGUUAUAUUUCGAAUUUCAUUUUAAUGUAAACGAGUAAACCUCCUACAUGCUAUAAAACCGCCAUUAUCUGUUUUCGACAACGCAUGAAAUCCACAAUGCUUGCGUGUGAUUCAAUCAUACACAAACGCUCUCCAUCUAACGGUAUCGAAUGGUUUGUAUGGUUUUAGAAAAGUAGUUAAAGAUGGUUGAUUGAUGAUCGUAAUUUGUUUCCUUAUAUCAAUGUACGCAUUGCACUAAAUUAUAUUGAUAUUGACACACAACGACAACAAUGUGUGGAUGUAAAGCAAACAUACAGACGCACUCUCCACCAGACGGGAUGAAAAUCGACAAGGUUCUUCAACCGAAUGAAAUUGCACAGCUGUUCGCGAUAUCUUCCAUUCUUUCCUGGUCUGCUUUUCUUUUUUUCUUUUUUGCUAACUAGCUGGAUUGAAACCAUGAUUUUGAAUGACGGAAGGCUUAUUAAAACCCAAUAUGCUUCAAAUUUUCAUUAAUUUAAAUUGCUCAAGGAUUAAGCAAUCGUAAUGUAAAACAUAUCAGACAAAUCUCAUCAAAAUUCCUUCAUAUCGAAAAUAGUCAUUAAUGUCAACAUUAUUUCAUAAAAAUGUGAAUUUUUAAAGAGAGAGAGUGUUAUCGGGCGCCAUAUUUAUCGGCCACUAUACCGUGUUGCCGGUACUUUUCUAAAGAUUUUGAAGGGGGAAAGCUUGCUCCAAAAUUUUCUUCAACCUUUCUGUUCGAUAGUCCAUUCUGGCAGUGGUUCAUAAUAAUAUUUUCCAAACCGUCAGCAGUACAUGUUGAUGCUGACAGAUAUCUUAACAAUUUUCGAAUCGAUUUCUAUCGCUUUGAUCGCAAGUAGAUUGCAUCGCUCAGGCAUUCAUUCAUUGGAUCUUAUCAGGACUACCAAAUAUUUAUUCUAACUCUGCAUUUCCCGAUUGGCACCUAUCUCGCUAUAGCUUUCAGUCUACAUCAUCAAUAAGUAGUAGAUAAGCUUGAAGCGUAGUAAAAAAAAGGGGCAUACCACAACAGUUCAAAAUAAUCGACGCAACUCUGCAUUUGUUUGCAUAUCACAACGAUUAUUUGUCGUCAAACCAAACAACAACGUUGCCUUGCGCUUAUUUGGUCGCCAUGGAUACGAAUAUUGUAUGGCAUUUUGACGACAGCGUGGUAGGCUUCAUUUCUGGGCGCAAACAAUAUCGAAAUCUAUUUCGUGUUGUUUCCAAAUACUAUUUAUUUAUUAUUUACAUUUAGUCGGCCGCCAGCACUUUGAGGGCUAUAAUAUUAUUGCAAAGCCUGCUAUACACCCGUAAAUCGCUAGCACAAAAUGCAAAUGCAGUGUAGGAGAAGGAAAAUAUAGAAGUAGAUUUGUAUUUUAUUUCCGCUUUAGCCAGUCAGCAGGCAGCUCAUAGAGGUUUUGUUCGACCCAAAGUCUGAGAGCGAAAUCAUUUAUCCGAGGUGAGAAGAUGACAAAGAGCACGGCAUCGUGUUUGCGUAUUAUUGAAUCACUCGUAUGCAUUGUUGUUUCAUCGCUUAUGCGUAGAAGGGAGAGAAAACAAGAAAGAGAGUGAAAGAGAAAGAAAGCGAAAGAAGAAAGAGCGAGGAAGUGGAGAGAAAGAAAGGAACUGAGAAGAGAGAGAGAAAGUUAGAUAGAGAGAGAGAGGAAGAGAGAAAGAUAGAUAGAUAGAGCGAGAGGAAGAGAGAAAAAAUAGAGGCAAUAAAAAAGAAAGGGGAUAGAAAGAAAAAGAAAGAGAAAGAGAAAGAGAAAGAGAAAAAGAGAGAGUUAGAGAGAAAGAGAAAAGAAAAGCUGGUACUAUUGCCGUGUUCUCGAAUGAAUGCCAGAAUGGUUUAUUGUACAUGAGAAUUGAGAAAAAGAGUAGAGUUUCUCAAUAUUGGAUAAAGAAAAAGAGAGAAUAGAGAGAGAAUCAAUUCUUAUGUAUAAUACACCAUUCUGGCAUUCCUUCGCAAUGGGAUUUCGCACUUGUACACUCAUUUUCAUGUUUUCGAUGAAUAAUAAACAAUUAACGCAAUACUACCUAAGGUAAAUGGUUUUGGUUUGUCCAGUCCAAAAUAUGAUCAUGGUUUGUCCACUUAUAUGAAUGCUCUAGAUCAGCGCACCUGUGCAAAACAGGUAUUGGAAUGUUCCAAAACAUAUAAAUAAAAUUAUCUUUUUCAUGAUUUGCAGUAGUUUUAUAGUAUACUAGCUGACCCGGCAAACAUUGUUCUGCCAUGUAUUUGUAUUUGUAGAGAAUACAUUGGUAACGAAUUUGACAUGUUUGUUCUCAACAAUUUACGCUUUACAGUAAUGGAACACGUCUAUAUUGCAUUGCGUUUCAAGGUUAUCACAUUUGCACAAUUCGUCGAAGUCGAACGGAUGACAGAAUGCAAUAUUGCAAUCGAUUCGGGUAAUUUUGUAAUAAUUUUGUGAGUAGUUCAAUAGACGUAUCUGGAAUUUUAGAGGAAAUCACACUAUCGAUUUCCUCAGGGCGUAUUUUGUCGAUUAUCCAAAUUAAAAUUGUGCAUAUGAGGUAAUCCUCGCAUUUACCAUCCAACCGAAUACAUCCAGCAAGGUGUGGGACCGAAUAUGUGUAAUGUUGUAAUGAAGCUCAUUUUUCAUUUCAUUCAUUGUUUUGUUUGAACACAUGUGCUGUAAUAUCAUGGCAAUGCAUGCGUUAGGCUUGGAAAUAACAAAAUGCUGUGUCGGCGUUGCUCAUGAUAGCGUCUCGCAAGUGAGUGUAUUUUUCCUCACACCGCUUCUGAUUGUCUAGAAUCGCAGUCGCUCGCUCUCUAUCUCUUUAUCGUUCGCAAGAUAUUCUUCGUUGAGAUUGUGAACGAUAGCAACAUUAGGAACGUUAGUAUCAUUGAAGAAGAAGGUGGAGAGCGUCGUUUGAACGAAGUAUAUCAACGAUAAGCUCCAGAUUAUUGUUUCUUCUUCGAAUCAUAAUUUCUCGCAUCGCUGUGCAGUCGUCUACCAUGACCCCAGCAAUGUUCUCAAUAACAUGCGCAUUGAAUGUAUACACGUGUUCUCCAGUCGGUGUUUCAUUAGGAUUGAUGACAAUAACGUGAUUGUCACCUUGCAUUCCGAGCAUGUAUGAUAUGAAGAAUUUCAAUAAUUCAUUAUGUUUAUUUAAAAAGUCUUCCAGUUAGCCGGGAACACGCAUGAGGCUAUUGGCGCAUGUGUGGAUGAAAGUUCGAUGGAGCGAACUUAGUGUCAUCUGUCAUUUAACAACCUUUGAGGUUAUAUUUACUUUUAUGCCAAAUUAAAAAAAUAGAAUUAAAAAUUAUUUAGAUUUUUUUUCUGCAUAGGGCCACCCAAAUCGGUAUUGAACAUACGGUAAUCAGUACCCUAGCGAUAUCAUGUAUAAUUUACGUCCUAUUCUCAUGUCUACCAAGUUUUUUGUGCAUAAUUUCAUGAAAAUUGGUUGAACCGUUUCAGAGGAGUUCGACCACGAACAGCGUGACAUAACAUAAGUAUUGACUGUUACUGUUGUCACCCUAUUUUUGAAGAGUUCCAUGACUUUAUUGGACCUAAUAUUUUUACAAAAUCAUCCGUUUGGACGACUGUUCACAUACUAUUAGAGACUUACUAACUUUCUUACUGUUACUGCGCUGGAAGCAUAGUGCCUUCGUUGAAAGCUUCCACGCUGAGCGAUUUUGCAGGUCAAUUCUGGGGCGAAACCUUUUAUCUCGUUUGUGAGGCUCCGUCGCCAGGAACCUCUGGAGACGGAACCUCAGGACACUUUAGCAGAUAUUUUGAUUACUUUAAGCGAUUAAUUCACAUAGACAUUGCUUUAUUGUUUAGAGACAAAAUGGUCAGUGGAGGAUAACGACUUACAAUGUUCUGUUUACUAAAGCUGAUAGACGCUUAUAUGUGCGCUGCGGUUUUAUGGGUAUUUCUAUUACGACUCUUGGUAGGUGAAUAGACCCACCUUAUUUCAUAUAUUUACCUUGAAUUUAAUGAUUUCCACAAAUUCAGACAUACAAGUUUUAAUAGUUAAUGUCGUAUUUGUCCCGAACAAUAACUGUACACUGCGUUUCACAACUAUAGAACCACUUAUUUUUUCUGAGCUUCUAGAUAUAUGUAAGAAGUCGGUUGAAUUGAAGUAUAUAGUAUAGAAUAUGGCAACUAUCUUCAUUUAAAAGACUGGCUAUUUGAAAAUUAUUGUUCACAGCAGUGUUAACAGGAUUGCACAAUGGACCAGGAGAUGCAUUUAUUUGGAAAUUAGCAUUUAGAGCUCGACAGUUUUUCUCUAGACAAAAACUGGCUUAGACAAAGUUGUUACUCAUGAUAGAGCGCUCGCUUUUAUGUUGCCAAAAAUAGGGUGACCAAAAUUUUCGAUGAAAUAAAAAAUCUAACUUUCUUAUCUUUAUAGAUAGAGGUAAAUAUAGUUCGACAAUGUUGUAGCCCCAAUUAUUUGAUAUAUCUUUGUAGAACAAAGUUUUUCUCUAUCUCUUGAAAUAAACGAUAUAACGCCUUUUUCUAAAAUACGUCAGAGUCACCAUGAAAAAAACUGUUUGUUUUGCUCUAACUUUUAUGUUUCAAAUUUUACAUGUAAACUGUCUUCGAAAGACUUUUAGAGCUUACUAAUACAAACAUUUUUCGAUGCAGAACUUGUCAAUAUCUCAAUUUUACUCAAAGUUAUUGAUAUUUCUUCCCAAAAAACAUGCUCUUUUAAUUUGUUUGUCAUUCUUUCUGGGACAAACAUAAAAAAUGUUUAUUGACGGAAUUUGAAAGAACAGAUUUCAUUCUAUAUAAUAUGUGAUUUUCAAAACUAUGUUAUUUUUGACAACAUAAAAACGAGCGCUCUAUCAUGAGUAACAACUUCGUCUAAGACAGUUUUUGUCUAGAGAAUAACUGUCAAGCUCUAAAUGCUAAUUUCCACUUAAACGCAUCUUCUGGACCAUUGUGCAUUGUGAACAGCAUUGUUAACAGCAGUAAAUGAUUCUGAAGUACUUCGUUUUACUUGUGACUGUUCAUUCGUGUUGAUGGUAAGCUACCUAAACCAGGCAACUUUUAGUUUUUUGAUUUUUUUUUUUUUUUUUUUUAUCUGUAUUAUAGUGAUCUUCAACUCAUUUGGCUGGUUCGUCACUUUUACUUCCAUUUUAGGAAGAAUGUCGGGAGUGAGAAUUGAACUCGUGACCUUUAGCGUGAGAGGCAUGGAUGUUACCACUACGCCAGAUCGCCUCCAGUUUUUUGAUUGCUCAGCCCCUGAUUACAACAUCACCUUCAAAUGGCCAGUUUUUUAAAUGAAGAUAGUUAUUAUAUUCUACACUAUGUACUUCAAUUCAACCGACUUCUUUCAUAUCUCUGGAAGCUCAAAAAAAUGAGUGGUUCUAUAGUUGUGAAACGAAGUGUAUAAGCUACAAUAUUCUUCGAAAAAUUGAUAUUGUAGCGGUAUGUGCAUACUGAAAACGAGCAUAUUCCUUAGGGUAGCCGCUUUAUCCCAGUUCCCAUGAGUCAUAAAAAAUUGUGGAAUACCGAAGCAACAUCUCGGAUUCCACCAAAUAUUGAUAUAACUAAUCUCCUAAUUUGUCUUGUAUCUCUCAAUGGCGUGCUGCUCCAAUAUCAUAUCAUAUCAAUAUCAUGCCAAUGUUCAAUUUAUUCAAGAUAUUUCAAUCAUUGGAUUUAUAUCAAGAUAGCCAAUUCAUGAAUUGAGAUAAAGAAAUAUCUAUUAAUUUCUAACGAAAGACUGUAUUGUUCAAGUUUUUAUGAAAAAAUUGCGUUGAAAGUUCUGUUAAUAUCGCGAAUAUCAAAGGUAGGGGAAAAAAGGGGAAUUUGGACCACCUACGCAAAUCAUCUAAUAUUUACAAACAAAUACGGUCUAAAUAAAAAAUGUCACAUUGUAUACUGAGCUACACUUAUUUUCUCUCAAUCAAUAAUGUUUAAUCAUUAUAUCAAGCUUCAAAUUACCAAAUAUAUCUUAAAAUAGAAGAGAUGAUUUUUGGACAUUAAAAUUUGAUGCGGGGUGAUUUGGACCGUCUGUGGGGUGAUUUGGUCCAGUGUGUGUUUCAUCGAAAAAAACAUACUUAUGUUUAUGUAAGGUAUUUUGGGAUAGUGUUACAAUCAGUAACAGUGUUUUAGGAUCGAUACCAGGUGCCUUGGCCAGAUUCCAGACCAGAAAAAUUGGAUUGACACCAUCUCGAAUUCUGCAUGAAUCUUUUAACUGUUGUUCGAACAUUUUCAAACACUUUCGUUGUUGGUCAAAGAAUAUCCGUUUUUGAUGGCCUGAGUUGCUUUUUCAAGCUCCUCCUUCUUCCAACGUUGUAUGCCCAUCCUCUUUUUGUAAUUCCAUGACAUCUGGAAUCAAUUAGAUCAAAGAAACGCCUCAAACCUGUAGGACCAAUUCACCCCACACAACAUGCAAAAAUUAAAAUGCAAUUUAUUCAUUUAUUGUUAUCAAACUUACAGUUUCGCUGCAUCACAUUGUUCCUCUUCUGUAGGCGAACAGAACUUUUCUGCACAAUACACGAAAAGUUUGUUUAAUCAGCGGGAAAAACCUUAAAACCACGAUCGGAAAACUCACAUUUUUUGACGAUCAAAGUGCCUGCUGUGUUCAUGCUACCAUUUCCUUCCACCUGUCGAAUUUUACCAAAGUUUUUUACGUUAGUUACAUACGGUUCAACAAUAAAAGAAGAUGACAUUAUGAAAAAUCCAAGUUGAACCGUACUUUUUGAGAUAAUGGGGUGGUCCAAAUCACCCCGUGUUACCCUAUAUAUGUUUUAACGAAUUAAAGUUACAGCUCCACUUGUGUGGGGAUCGGCAAUAACGAUGAAAAAAAUAUAACAUUUGCUCGACUCCAUUGCAUUUAUGAAGUGUUCGGUAGCUACAUCCCAUGAAACUCCUCAAAAUUCGCGAAAUAUUGGAAGAAAAACAGCACUUUGAUCUCAACCUAAACUUCAUUUGCUUGAACGAAUUCCAGUAAAGUAUCUCCGACUGAAUCCGUUGAAUCCCCUGAUCUCCCAAAAUUAAUUUGCUGAUUCCCAAUAAGCUGAAGCUCGAGAAUGAAGCACCCAACCGCCAAAACACGCUACGCACCUCUCAACAAAAUUGCGAUCUCGUCUACCUAAAUAUGUGUCAAUCCGAUGAAUGUUAAUGCACUACUGAUAUGUUGAUUUUAGGAGAGUAUAAAUGAAACUAGGGAGCAGAUUCUCAAAUUAAUAGCGGCAAGCGGUUUCCAUUUCCGUGAAAACUCUGCGCGCCGCUCGUGGCAAAGCAUAAGCGAACUGAAAGAUUUCAGAAAACAAAAUAUGUAUAAAAAUAGACAGGCAUUUGUUAUUUUUUAUUCUCUCGUGCCACUCAAAGUUCACAUUAGGUAAAUCAAAACACACAAUUUGUAGCAGUAGUACAUAAAACACAAAAAUCCAUCCACUGGAGUUUUGUGGGAAAAUAAGUGCCAUGUUUACGCAAAAACUUGAAACAGCAAUCAAACAAGGAAACCCUGACGCAAUCGAUCGGAUGCAAGACGCGAUCGGAUGCACUGACGGUCCUUCCAUUACGGUUAGUAGAUCGAACAGUGAAGUAAAACAAGCAACAAACAAUAUUCAGGACGUUUCAUUCAUUCUAUACAAUUUUCAUGUAGUUUUAUUAUCCAUAGGCUGUGAAAUAGGAUAAACUAGUGCUAAGAACAGUUCUGGCACAUUAUGAUGUGCUUGUAAAGUUAGGAGGAAUAUUUUUAAAUCUGAUAGGUGUAACAUAGAACCAUGGAAAUUAUGUUGAUUACAUACAAAAAUUAGAAAAUAAUCUCAAUUGCCAUUCGUCAUCCUCAAUAGAGAAUAGCGUAACGACUGGCUACGCUUAAAGAUUUUCAACAACAACAGUCUAAGUCAUUGUGUAACAAUUCUACGAGAUUCAUCAACUCAAUCAUUUAUUUGACUAAUGUUAUAUGUGCAACAGCAAUUGGCGGAUGUAAAACAAAUCUGGCAAAAAAACCAAGCGAAUGUACAACGAACAAAAAAUGUGUUUAUAUUCAACAUCGGUGUUCUUAAGUGUUUAAUGGUUUUGGCAAUUCGAAUACAGAAAAAAAAUAAGAUCAUCAACAUAUGGGUGUUUAAAUGUGUGCGUGUACUUGAAAUCUAGAGAAGCGCUGUGAUCGCAAAUGAAAAUAAUUUUAAGGAAACGCAACAAUAGAAAAAAUGCGGUAUAUUUGGAAACUGUAAUAAACAAAUCAAGUGAAACGUUUAACAAGCAGUAAACGAUAGCACAAUUCAUAGUUACCAUCGCGUGUGAGAAGGACACAGGAAGUUUUGCUUCAGAGAUGGAUUGAAUCUGGUCACAAACAAUUAUAUAUAAAUAUCAUAACCAACAACAAACUUUAGGGAACACAAUAUAAUAUAAUGUCUCACUGGUUUGACAUCAAGAUCAUGGAACUCGAAGUGAUUCGGCAAAAAUUGCAUAUCUUUCUGUCCUGUUUUGAUAAAAAAAAAGUAUCCAUUUAGACGUGAAUUGGAAAUUGAGAAGCUAGGAACUAUUUUUAAUUUUUCCAAAUUUUUGGAACCGUUUUGUUACAAAUAUGUACGCAUACAUUUUCUCUUGAAACAUACUAUACAUUCAAUUGAAUAGAAAAAAAUGUAAGAAAUGUAUAUUUAUUUACUAAAACAAAAUAAAAAUAUAA